Molecule: messenger RNA, 1765 nt
Organism: Jatropha curcas
Lineage: Eukaryota; Viridiplantae; Streptophyta; Magnoliopsida; Malpighiales; Euphorbiaceae
Product: Protein kinase superfamily protein
Biological process (GO): protein phosphorylation
Molecular function (GO): ATP binding; protein kinase activity
Source: RefSeq, a predicted model, not a curated record
CAAAAACAAAACACAACAGAACAAGAAAGCUUGCUCUUUGUGGGCCCACUUCCGCCAUGGCCAAGAACUUGCCCCCACCUCAAAACUCCAUCAUUUCCAUCAAGAACUCUCCUUUCUCUCUCUGUCAUCAACAUUUCCACCCACAAACAUUUUCUCUCAUUUCUUUCCCUUGAGAUAUACUGUUUUAUUUUUUCCCUUUUUUGAAGUGUUCUCUUUUUUCUUUCUCAUUUAUUUUCUUAACUUUUUACUAAUUUGGAUUUGGUCCAAACCAAUCCUUCCCUACCAGUGAUAUUGCCUUCAUCUUUGGUUGACGGGUUUUUGUUUGUGUUGAAAUACCAUAUUAUUCUUUUUGUUAGAAUAUAUACUGUUUGUUCUUUAUUAUGGGAAAUUGUUGGUGUAGAGGGGAGCCUUCAGUUUACAGAGUCUCAUCAAAUGCAAAAUCAGAGUCUCCAAAAGACCAGAGCCCUUCAGGAAACCCAAUAAAGGAUAUUAAGAAGCUGCCAUCAAAUCCUGAGGAAGUAGAAUACCUACGCCGAGAUUCAGCUGCAAAUCCAUUGAUUGCAUUUACCUAUGAUGAACUGAAAGCAAUCACUGGAAACUUUAGGCAAGAUCGUGUGUUGGGUGGUGGAGGAUUUGGAAGUGUUUAUAAAGGAUUCAUUACUGAGGAUCUAAGGGAAGGACUUGAGCCUCUUCCAGUUGCUGUAAAAGUUCAUGAUGGUGAUAAUAGUUUCCAAGGUCAUAGAGAAUGGCUGGCAGAAGUCAUAUUUCUGGGGCAGCUUUCGCAUCCAAAUUUGGUAAAAUUGAUUGGAUAUUGCUGUGAAGAUGAACACCGAGUAUUAAUAUACGAGUAUAUGGCUCGGGGUAGUGUUGAAAACAAUCUAUUUUCAAGAGUAUUGAUCCCUCUUCCAUGGUAUAUUAGAAUGAAGAUUGCAUUUGGUGCGGCGAAAGGACUUGCCUUUCUCCAUGAAGCUGAAAAACCUGUUAUCUAUCGAGAUUUUAAGACGUCUAAUAUUCUACUUGAUAUGGAUUAUAAUGCAAAGCUCUCCGACUUUGGCCUAGCAAAAGAUGGACCGAUGGGAGACAAAACUCAUGUUUCGACACGCAUAAUGGGGACUUACGGAUAUGCAGCACCUGAAUAUAUAAUGACAGGGCAUCUCACUCCUAGAAGUGAUGUAUACAGCUUCGGCGUUGUUCUUGUUGAGCUUCUCACAGGCAGAAAAUCUUUAGACAAAUUGCGGCCAGCGAGGGAGCAGAACCUUGCAGAUUGGGCACUCCCUUUGCUAAAAGAGAAAAAGAAAUUGCUAAACAUUGUAGACCCAAGAUUAGAGGGAGAUUACCCUAUUAAAGGAGUACACAAGGCAGCUAUGCUAGCUUAUCAUUGCUUGAACCGAAAUCCAAAAGCUCGGCCUCUAAUGCGAGAUAUAGUUGAUUCCUUGGAGCCUUUGCAGGUUCCUGAAGAAUCUUCAAAUGGGAAAUCUGUGUUUACUGUGAUAAAUGUAGCAGAUGGUGAGUCAAAAAGAAAAGGAGAAUCACUGUAACUUGUUAUAUAAGGGUCUGAUUUGAUUUUGUUAAGCUUCUUCUUAGGGGAACGAAGAUAGUUUUUGCAUUAGAUAGCUUUUCUUGUGUAUGUAAUGCCUUCUUCACUUUUUCUUUUCUUUUUCUUUUUUUCCAGUACUCAGGCUAAGACAUGAAUAUAAUAUCAUACAAUACUGGCAGCUGAAUUAUUGUUAAAGCGAACGCAUUAUCCAUACCUUAUUUUCAUAAA